UGGUUAAGGUUGGCGGGAGGCCCACGCGCUCUUCGGGGUGCCAAAGAAGAGACGACGUCUCAAGCCGCUCGCUAGCUAGUUAUCCAUAUUUCCACUCGAUUUGUUAUGCCUUAGAAUUGACGUGUACCAUCGCUUGAAAGUAGCCAACAGAGGCGAAAACCAGUUAAUCUAUACCUAAUUAUAAGUAACUUCCCCAGUCUCUCUACUAUUCAAUGACCGUGUGAAUUUCUAUUCAGUGGUCUCGAAGUAAAUCAGCAUGAAGGAAGUUACUCGAAAAGUUCGCUAUGAACUGUUCCAGUUCUACCUCCAAGAAUGCUGCCCACCUACUGAGGAUGAACUGGCCAAAUUAUCUGGGCUUGGAUCUUGCGAAAUACCGUCUAUUCUCCGUAAGCCUGAGGAAGAGCAUCGCAUAGUCCUAUACAAGCACGAAUCGUGUGCGCCAACUCCUAUGGCAAUGGCACAUCUGUUUCCACACCUGUGAGUUUACAGGGCUAAAAUAUCUAAUGUCGCCUUAAACCACCAAAUUGAGCCAUAACUGACUACUUGUACCUGUAGUCCAAUCCCAUUUAUAGUGGUUAGUCUAUGCUAAGUCAUGAGUUAAAAGCCGAGUUUGACAAUCUUCUUAGUCGGAAGGUGAGCGAAGCUGGUGCGCCCCUGGCCUAGCUGCUAUGCUGGCUCCAGACAAAGCUAUUAUUUCGGUCGGCUCAGGUUCCAUGGCCCAAGAGGUACAGGUCGUUGUUCAGGGAGAUGAACUCAAAGUUAUUUACCUUCAUCGGGAGCUCAGUACAAGCGAUUGCUGUGCUCACUUCUCUGUUCCACCUUCAACGUGGUGGAGAGAUGUUCGAUUUGUAUGUGGCACCAUCCAGCUAUUCAAAUCAAAGCAGGGUGCGCAGAAAUGGCCCCAAAAACGUGGCUUUCACACGGGAGAAAUCCUAAGCUUGGAGACUGCAUGGUCUCUCUCUAAGGUAACUAGUUGCAAGCUACGGGCUCCGGAAAUAUAAAUAUUGAAACUAACGUCAGCAACUUAGGCGUGGUACCACAACAAACAUCAAUAUGACUAUGACAGAAAGUCGGCAGCAGAUGUUACUGAGUUGUAUCGCAGUCUCGGAAUGACUGUGACUUCUGGAAGUCUUGACAUGGCGCAAAGUGCUCGUAAAGAGUUGCCUUCAAAUGUAAGAAAAGUGACUGUUCCACCCCUGGGAUAGCUAGCUCUCCAAUCCGUAUACUGCCUUUUCACAGUCAGGCGCAUGUAAACAGCAUAUUCCUUCCUUUGACUUCAUAAGUAGUUAACACCGAGGACCAAGCCGUUGUUGAGGUAUCAAAGAAUGAACUGCCGUAUCUGCCAUAGAAUUUUCAGUCUCAAAUAAUACCUCAUGCGUUUCAUCUCACUAGUUAUACAUAAGCGUUGCUGUUAAAAACCGCGCAGCACUCGCCAGCUUAUAUAGGAAGCAGCUCUUAACACCAGAAUCAGCGGUCAAGUCAACGAUCUGGGUAUGUCCAAAGUAAAGCCAUAUUUUUAGCGCUUAGUGUGCAUGCAUAAAUCAAAAAAGGUGUGGCACCAACGUACUUCUAGUAUCCCAAUGUCAAUAAGUCGCAAUCGAUCUCUGUCUGAUUCUCUGUCUGUAUUGAAACUCAAGGGUUUGUGGUAAAAAUAGAGUUGAUUAUAUAAUAUGCUUAUAUUUAACAUCACCUGACCAUAACUUUGUUUUUUUAAUCGAUCUCAAAAAAACCCAAAAGUCAAAGCAUGGAAGAUCAACUCCUAGCGUUGAAGGUCACUUGCGGCCAGCA
Molecule: messenger RNA, 1788 nt
Organism: Trichophyton rubrum CBS 118892
Lineage: Eukaryota; Fungi; Ascomycota; Eurotiomycetes; Onygenales; Arthrodermataceae
Exons: 1
Coding region: 669-1001 (110 amino acids)
Molecular function (GO): alkylmercury lyase activity
Source: RefSeq, a predicted model, not a curated record